AACAGCAUUAUUGUCACAACAGCCCUCAACGACGCAACAGUACAAUAGCAAUGUUAGUUUUAAUACUCCAAACAACACUAAUAUUAGCAGUGUAAAUAGGACACCGCAAUUAAGUCCCAAAAUUGUUAAUGCUAUGAAUCCUAUACAACAAAUUAACUGUUCCCCGGCCGAGAGUGUUAAAUAUACGAUAAUAGCUGAAGGUACUGGAAAUGAUAGUGGUGAACCCAUAGAAAUUCAAUUGGCCGAAGAUGAUGGAGCUUUAAAUUUAAAUAGUUCAGCUGAUUCAGGACGUUUAGAAAUAUGUUUGGCUCCGGAAGAUAACAUAGAGAUUAAGACAGAAUAUAAUAAUGGAAAUAAUAUAAUACCCAUGCAGCCGCAGCAGGUGUCUGCUUUACCCACAUUGGACACAACUGCUAGUGAACAUCAUUUCAUAAAAAGGCGAAAAAUGGCGGCAGAGCAACUUGAAUCGCUCAGCACAGCAACGAAACAUGUCAACAAUGAUCAAACAGUGACGACUUAUAACUAUGUGCCACCUAAACUACCAGUACAAAAACGUCGCAGUAGCGGUAAUAGUUUACUUAAGACGCCUAAAGUACAAAUUAAUAAUAUACAAACCACUCCACUGCAAAAUACCAUUCCCUCACCCAUAAACAACAGCAAUUCAUCAUUUAAUAGUGCAAAUGGCGACACAAGCAUCAUUGGCAUUGAUACGGACAAUGUAAUGGUUUCCAUAGGACCAAAUAACACCCGUAUACCAGCAAAACUUUACGAAAACAUGAAUUGGUCUUCGGCCUCGAUAGCAACAAGAAAACUCUUAAUGGCCAUAUUUGAUCGCAGUGUCUUGGCGACACAUUCAAUGACAGGCAAACCUUCGCCGGCCUUUAAAGAUCAUGGUAAACCCGUCAAACAAAUGUUGGAUCCUCUAAUCAUAGCCGACAUAAUAUUUGCGGUAACACGCAAAUGUAAGGCUUCCGACAAGGAAGUACGCAAUGCCAUCACCACAAAAUGUGCCGAUGAAAAUAAAAUGAUGAAACUACAAAUGAAUAAACGAACACCAAUGAGGGAAAUUAAUAAAGAAAAUAUGUUUCGUUGAUC
Lucilia sericata (common green bottle fly) is the source of this 1095-nucleotide messenger RNA. Its product is annotated as protein insensitive-like. The record is from RefSeq and is a predicted model, not a curated record. NCBI's taxonomy places the organism in Eukaryota, Metazoa, Arthropoda, Insecta, Diptera, Calliphoridae. Bases 134 to 1093 code for a protein of 319 amino acids. Gene Ontology annotation, biological process: positive regulation of neuron differentiation; negative regulation of Notch signaling pathway. Gene Ontology annotation, molecular function: DNA binding; transcription corepressor activity. Gene Ontology annotation, cellular component: nucleus. The transcript has a single exon.